ACCCUCUCCCGAAUCUUGAGACGCCAAACAAGCUUGAUCGAGUUCGAGAAAUCCACCCACCCCCACUCACGAGGCCAUGUACCGGGCGGCGGCGGCGGCCAUUUCGGGGUCCUCCUCGGCGCUGCGGAGGCAGCUCGCGCGCGGCGAGCAGCGGCAGUGGGCGCGCGGGUAUGCGGCGGCGAAGGAGGUGACCUUCGGCGUCGGCGCCCGCGCCGCGAUGCUGCGGGGCGUCAACGACCUCGCCGACGCCGUCAAGGUCACCAUGGGCCCCAAGGGGCGCAAUGUGAUCAUCGAGAGAGCCCAUAAAUCUCCGCAGGUCACAAAGGACGGGGUCACUGUCGCAAAAAGCAUAGAGUUCGAGGACAGCGCUAAGAAUGUCGGGGCAAGCCUGGUGAAGCAAGUUGCUGAUGCUACUAAUAAGGUUGCAGGAGAUGGUACCACUUGCGCAACUGUACUUACACAAGCAAUUCUUACGGAAGGAUGCAAGGCUUUGGCAGCAGGGGUGAAUGUUAUGGACUUGCGUAUUGGUAUAAACAAGGCCAUAAAUGCUAUCACUUCUCACCUCAAAAGUAAAGCAUGGACGAUUAAUUCCCCAGAUGAAAUAAACCAGGUAGCUACCAUUUCUGCAAAUGGUGAAAAGGAAAUUGGAGAUUUAAUAUCAAAGGCUAUGGAAAUAGUUGGAAAAGACGGAGUCAUUACUAUUGUCGAUGGCAAAACAUUGGACAAUGAGCUUGAAGCAGUACAGGGAAUGAAGCUGUCUAGAGGCUACAUAUCUCCUUACUUCGUGACUGAUCAGAAGACUAAGAAAUGUGAGAUGGAAAAUCCUUUGAUUCUUAUUCAUGACAAAAAAAUCUCAAACAUGAAUUCACUUCUUCCAGCAUUGCAAAUUUCUAUCCAGAAUCGCAGACCUCUUCUCAUUUUUGCUGAGGAUAUAGAGGGAGAAGCACUAUCAAUGCUUGUAAUGAACAAGCAUCGUGCUGGACUCAUGAUAUGUGCGGUUAAAGCUCCUGGAUUUGGUGAAAACAGAAGGGCCAAUCUGGAUGACAUGGCUGUUUUGACAGGAGGGCAGGUUGUUAGUGAGGACCAAGGUCUUGAUCUUGGUAAAGUUAAAUUACAAAUGCUUGGCACAGCUAAGAAGGUUACUGUAUCGCUUGAUGAUACUAUCAUUCUAGAUGGUGGAGGUGACAGGCAACAGAUAGAAGAGAGGUGUCAACAGCUUAGAGAAUCAUUUGAGAGCAGCACUGCUAUGUUCGACAAAGAAAAGGCUCAAGAGCGUUUAUCGAGGUUAUCUGGAGGUGUUGCCAUCCUCAAGAUCGGUGGAGCUAGUGAAGCUGAAGUUGGUGAGAAAAAAGAUAGGGUAACAGAUGCUCUAAAUGCUGCAAGAGCUGCUGUGGAGGAGGGUAUUGUACCUGGUGGUGGAGUUGCCCUUUUAUAUGCCACCAAGGUGCUUGACAAGAUUAGCACGUCACAUGAGGAUGAAAAGAUUGGAGUUCAAAUUAUCAAGAAUGCUUUGAAGGCCCCUCUGAUGACCAUAGCUGCAAAUGCUGGGGUUGAUGGUGCCAUAGUUAUUGGGAAGCUACUGGAACAAGAUAAUCCUAGUUUGGGAUAUGAUGCAGCAAAAGAGGAGUAUGUUGACAUGGUCAAGGCUGGGAUCAUCGACCCUGUGAAAGUGAUACGAACUGCACUUCAAGAUGCAGCAAGCGUUUCUCUGCUGAUGGCAACCACCGAGGCUGCAGUGUCUGAGCUCCCAGCAACUAAGGCCAGGCUUGCGAGUCGCAUGCCGCAGAUGAGCGGGAUGGGUUUUUGAAGACAGAUAUGGCAUGGUAUAUGAUUCACCUGUUCUUUGUUAAAAGACAAUCCCUGACGAUACUUAACUUUGCUCCCUGGCGGAUACAUCGAAGAGAAAUUCUCGUACUGUGGAACGAGAGGUGCAAAGAUGGCACCAAUGUGAUUUUUGGUUUUUGAACUUUGGGUUCAAUGCUGAUGUAACCUUAACUAAAUUAGGGCCCUAUUUAGGGCCCUCAUGUUUUUGUGCAAGUCUUACGGCAAAUGCUUAUUGGAUCACUGCAAUUUUUGCCCUUGUUGUCAUGGUUAACGGCUGUGUGCAGCUGCACCUGGGGAGUUGUCCCAGGCCUCUAAACUUCAACAUUGUUGUCGACCUCGACCCCAUUGUAACCAUGAGCUGUCUGUUUUACCUAUCUUUUCACC
This is a messenger RNA of Brachypodium distachyon (stiff brome), 2208 nucleotides long. RefSeq names its product chaperonin CPN60-like 2, mitochondrial. The record is from RefSeq and is a predicted model, not a curated record. Gene Ontology annotation, cellular component: mitochondrion; cytosol. Gene Ontology annotation, biological process: protein refolding. NCBI's taxonomy places the organism in Eukaryota, Viridiplantae, Streptophyta, Magnoliopsida, Poales, Poaceae. Gene Ontology annotation, molecular function: ATP-dependent protein folding chaperone; ATP binding. The transcript has 16 exons. The coding region runs from base 77 to 1807 and encodes 576 amino acids.